AUGUUAGGGAAGCUAGUCAAAGGGUCUAUGGAUGUAAGCGGCAUCAUGGCUGGGUUUAAGGAGGUUUGGUAUCUAUUGGGUUCAUCAGAGAAGACACUAAGGAGGGGCAUUGGCUCUGAUGGAUUUGCAAAAGAGGAUGGUGAAAGGAUAGCUUGCUCGAAUGGGUUUGUUAGAGAAGACGGUGGGGGAAAAUGUGCUCGAUUGGGUUGGUUAGAGACAAAGACGAAGGGGCAGCAUGCUCGGUUAGGAUGA
Dovyalis caffra is the source of this 252-nucleotide messenger RNA. NCBI's taxonomy places the organism in Eukaryota, Viridiplantae, Streptophyta, Magnoliopsida, Malpighiales, Salicaceae. The record is from the annotation of a GenBank genome assembly.